GGGGAGGGGCUGGUCACUGCAUACUAAUCUGUACCACCACACAAACAAUCAGCAGCCCGGAUGCAGGUCAACCUCAGCUAGGCUGCCAAGGGCCCAAACACUGACACAUGCAAGACAUACAUGUAUUGAAGCUAUAGAUCUCGACAAGCACAGAUAGAUCUCGACAACAGAGGCAAAAACUGAGGAAUCUACAUGCACACAAUGCGAUUAUUCGUUCCUCUGGUAUCCACUCUUGCACUUCUGGACGUAUGCAUUCUCCUUGCAACUCCAGCUGCUGCAGCUCCAUGCAUCUACGUCACUGGACACGCAUCAGUGGCACAACGGAAUGUCUGUCUGAGCAUUACUGACGCUUUACAGUUUAUAAAUCAGAGCAAUGUGCAACUAAUGUUCGAACCUGGACUGCAUGUCUUGCGAAAUACAAGCACUGGAGUUAUUCAUGGUUUUAAUGGAACCGUUUUUCGAGGUAUGGGAUCCAACGUUACUCUCACUUGUGAAGAUAAUAUUGGACUGGUUUUUCUGCAAUCGAAUCAAUUGACAAUUCAAGACUUAACGAUUACAGGAUGUUCCAUGGGAGCCGAUCAAUUGGCAACUGUUACAGAACAUGCUGAAAUGACUUUCGAACAAGUUAUAACAAUUCCAAAUGAUUUAAACGUUGGACUGUUGAUUGCCGAUAGCCGUGAUGUAAGAAUUGAAAGUGUUGAUAUCUCUAGAAUGAAUGGAAUUGGAUUGGUUGGGCUUAACUUGUUGGGAGAGACGAGAAUCAGUGGUGUCAAAUUCACAUCAAACAAACCAAUCACAGCAAGUUGUCCACCACUUGAUAUUCGUUCUAACAAUACUGACAGUAUUGCAGGUGGUAUGUUCCUCCUGUAUCAAGACUAUCAACUGGAUACACCAUCUCAACCUGAUACUCAUAACAACCUGACAAUUUUGAAUUGCCGAUUCUUUGAUAAUGAGGACUGCAGUGAUGUAUGGGUGCCGGAAAUAUUCAACGAUCGAACAGGCCAAUUGGAUUACAGCUUUGGUGGAGGUGGUGGCAUGACACUAAUGAAUGCACAAACUCACUACUCUGUUCGCUCGCUCAUCCAGAGCUCAAAUUUCCAAUCCAAUAUCGCAAAAUUUGGCAGCGGAGCUCAUAUUGGAUUUUUUACUGGGUCUGGAAAUAGCACUGUCGUCUUCAACAAGUGUACUUUCUUGAACAAUGGAAACAUGGAGCAAUAUUAUAGCGGAGGGGGCAUUGCUGUGCUUGUGGACCUGAUUCGACCUAACGGGACACGACCUGAUAAGAGGAGUCUAACAGAUCCCCUUCUGACAGUAACCGACACAAACUUUACUGGGAACUCGGCGUUUUACGGAGGUGGCUUGUACGUCUACACUCUCACUGGCAGUGGCGAUAUCAAGGUACCGACAUCGUUCAAAAUUGAUCGUUGUAAUUUCAGAGAGAACAGAGCUCCAGCUGCAUCAGCGGCCUUGGUAUUCAACCGUGAAGGAAGUAUCUUCAACGCCCUGUCUCGGACUGAAAUUAUCGAUAGUUGCUUUGACAAUAAUGAUGCUAAUUUUGAGGAGGCUGGUGAAAAAAACUUGAUUGUGGGUGUGACGUUUCUCACUCGUGGAGGGGACGUAGUUCUCAGAGGAAACACUCUAUUCAAUGGCAAUUUAGGAUCUGCUCUAACCAGUUCACAGGCCAAUAUUAUUAUUGAUGGCGAUAUCACCAUAGCGAAUACAACAGGAUUUGUCGGCUCGCUACGGCUGACCGAUCUUGCAAAGUUAAUUCUUAAACGGAACUCGGUACUCACUUUCACGGGGAACGCUGCUGCCAUAUAUGGAGGUGCAAUAUACGAGGGAUCGCAAGGAAGCCAUUUGAGAUAUGCCCAACAAGGCUGCUUUCUGUAUUUUGAACAAGUCAAUACGCUGCCCGAAAUUGAGACUUGUCCUGAUUUUGCAAGUCUGAAUGUUACAAUGAUCUUCCAUGACAAUCGAGCCAUUUUGGGAACUAACAUAUAUGGGUCGUCUCUAGAGAAAUGUAGCUGGGUGCACUGUCUAAGAAAAAUUCCUGGAAACAGUGACCUUACAAUUCUGAAGGCCCUAGAACAUAUAAACAUCGCUAGUGUAACCAGAACACAAAACGAAUCAUCAUUGGAAGUAUCCACUCUCCCUUCUCGAAUUAAUAUCAUUAAUUACACAGAGGAGCAUGUAAUGCCUGGACAAGAAUUUCUUGUAAAUAUAAUAGUUUAUGACGACCUUGAUCAGUCCAUCAGCUCGGGCCUUGGCUCUACAAUACGGAAGAAGGAUACAAUCGUUAAUGAAAACAAGGCCUUUUCUAGACUGGGUCCGAAUGGAUUCCAGUUUGUAGAUCGUUCCUUUAAUAAUUCCACUGUAUCUCGUAUACCCGUCACCAUUACCGGAAAUCAAAAUCAGAAACUUACCGUGUUCGUUGGCUCGACUGAUGAAAGCUCUAAUGCCAUUGGCUCUUUUAACAUCACGCUGACUGACUGCCUUCUGGGUUUUCGUUACGACUCCGAUAAACAGUCAUGUGUUUGUCAGCCAGUAUUUGAUUUGGCUGGUGUGAAGUGUCGAGCAGAGUCCGGUAUUAUAACACUCUACAAUGAUACAUGGGUAGGGCUAGUGCAGGAUGGCAACGAGUCGCGACUAGGCUACACAAGGUGUACGGUAAACUUUUGCAAAGUUGGCGAUAUAAAUAUCACAAAAGAUAAUUUUAACCAACGUUGUAAAGACUCACUGAAUCGUGAGGGGGUGGGCUGUGGACAAUGUAGGGCAAACUUUAGCAGUACUUUUGGAUCUAAUCAAUGUUUGGAAUGUACAAACUACUAUCUGUUCUUAAUAAUCGCAUUCAUAGCUACUGGCAUAGGAACUAUGUUUGUACUGUCUUUUUUUCGAAUCAGCAUCGCAGAAGGCUACCUAAACAGUGUUUUGUUUUAUUCCAAUAUCAUCGAUUUGUUUGCCGUGUUCUUGGUGCCCCCCAAUUCCUCCUAUAUCAAUGCAUUCAUUCCUUUGUUUUGGAUCAGUCAGAAUCUUGGAAUACAAGCCUGCUUCUUCGACGGUAUGACUACACUUGAUGCAUACGGUCUGAGGUUUGCCUACGUUGCGUACCUGCUCAUAUUGAUGGUACUAGUUAGCCUGCUGUCACGCUUUAUUCAACUACCUACAAGUUUCACAUAUUCACCUACUAAAGUGUUCGCUACUUUAUUGAUACUAUGCUAUAUCAGCCUCCUUGAAACCUGUGUGAGCAUUUUCGCAUUUCAAAAGGUCAACCUAGAUAAUGGUAAAGUACUGAUUAGCUGGUAUUAUGACCCGAAUGUUAUCUAUUUUGAAGGUAUCCAUGGUGUCCUCUUUGCGUUAGCAGUUAUAACUAUGGUUGUAUAUGUUAUUCCUUUCCCAAUCUUAAUACUGUCUCCAAAACUUAUACUGAGAAGCAAAUUUUUCGAUCGAUUCAAACCUCUUUUGGAUCCAUUUUGGGCUCCACUAAAACCUGGUUAUGAAUGGUGGGUGGCCUUUCGUCUUGUGCUCAGAUGGAUUCCAGUUUUCCUUAAUGUUUUCCUCACUUCUUUGCUAUCCAUAGUAUGGACCCUUUACAUUUUAGGUUUUUGUCUCAUAUGCCUACUCUUCAUGCAAACAAAGCUGCAGCCAUUUUCUGGCUCAUCCAGAAAUUUGUUUGAUGAUCUACUGCUAACUAACCUAGUACUAAUAAUGACUGGAAGUGUUCCACUUCUAAGUAGUUUUGGUGCUUCUGCGUCCGGGGCGGUGUUGCCAAUUGUGUUUGUUUCACUAGCCUAUGUUGUGUUUUUGGUGAUUCUUAUAUUCCAAAUCGACCAGACCCAUCCUGAUAUAAGGAAUCGUUUUUCGAAAUGGCUAAAGAAAAAGAAGGCACCUGCUCCCGAGGUCAGUGAUAGUCGUAACGAGUCUCCUAGCAACGAGAAUGUCACCCACUCCGAAGUGGUGGUAUCACCACGGUGUAAAACAAAGGGAUCAAUUCGUUUUGCAUCACCAGAUGCAGACGAGGUAUUGUGCGAUCGACGAUUUGUCUCUUAUCGAGAGUCUCUUCUUGGUGAUGAAGAAGAGAAUAACAAAGGAUUUCUGAGCUCCAUUAAUAAGUCAACCAUCGAGACAUCUGUUUGAACAGUAUAAAUGUACUGUGUAUAAUUGCAUGCAUGUGCUGUGCGUUCAUAUAAAUUAUUUAUUGUACUAGCCUACUAGUACAAUUAUAUCUUGCCAAUUAAUAUUGGGAGUACAUACAUGUAAUCUGUUUUGCAUAAUUAUGUAUUCAUAUAUACCGGGUACAAUGAGAUUCAUUGCACACAGGAAAUUAUAAAUUUCCUGGGGGCCGGGCUGAACUAGCUGCUAUUUGCAGAGUCAGUAUAUAUAGAAUGCCCAGAGAGCCCUAUAGUAUAUAUAUAUAUACGUAGCUAGCUAGCUACACAGACUGCAAUGGAUGGAAGCCUAUUGCUCAUUCUUAUUUUAAGUUGCAUGCAGACUGCAAUCUCCAUCAUAACAGUAUGUCCACCACCUGCACUAGACAGCAACAAGUCAGAAAAAGACAGUGACAGCUUGAGUCUCACCCAAACAUUGUUGAACAUUCCACAGGACGGUUCUCCUUUCAGAGAAAUCUGUCUACAGCCGGGAGAGUAUACACUAGAGAAAGUGAUCCCGGCCUUUUCAGUUUCUGGAAUAAGUUUAAUCGGAAACAGCGAAAAUGCUUCUGAAGUGAUUGUCUCUUGCGAUAAAAUGAGUGGUCUUAUGUUCACGAUGACUAACAAUAUCACAAUUGCCAACUUAACGAUUUCCGGUUGUAGUCAGAUUGUAGAAAACACUCAUUUUGGUAACAUUACUACAGCUCUUUAUAUCGAUGAUUGCGAUGACGUCACGAUCUCGAAUGUUGUGAUAGCUAACACUAAGGGAGUUGGACUGUUCGCCAUUAAUCUCCAUGGAAACUGUGUUUUUGAGGGAGUUGUCUUUGAGAACAAUACAGGUGUAAGUUCUACUAGUGGAGGAGCCUUUCUAGUCUUCCAGGACGAUUAUGACACAAGUAAAGGUUUGCGUAACAACACUGUGGAAUUUUCUAAUUGCACUUUCGAAAGGAAUUCAGUUGCUUCAAUCGUGGAUAAUGAUGUUAUGAAUGGUGGUGGUGGUCUUAAAGUGGUAUUAUCGCAAGUGAGUUAUCAGGUUAAUUUACGGUUGAGUUCCUCCCAUUUUUACGCUAACUCUGCCAAGUAUGGUGCUGGAUUAUUAAUUGCCAUAACAACUCUCACUAAUAAGCCUAUUCUGUACAAUAGCUGGCCCUGGGGUGUUUCCUGGAACAUUUCCAUUGAAGGAUGUUUGUUUGAUAGUAACCGUGCGUCAGUUGGAGCUUCUGCUUUACUUGUGUACAAAGAUGAAGUAUGUGCGAUUGCCUUUAAUCGGUUUGUAAUCUCUGAUUGUGUAUUCAUUGAUAACGUUGCCGCUAGCAAUAGCUUACCCACGCUAGGUCCCAUGCGUCUCAAAGGCACCACGGUUAGUAUCCAGUAUGUGAACAUUUCCUUACAAGGCAUUAAUGAAUUUACUCGCAACCACGGUACUCCAACGGAAAUUAUCAGUAGUGAACUUUCAAUUUGUGGUGAUGUUCAUGUGUUUGGUAAUGAGGGGAUACACGGUAGUGGUUUUAGGCUACUAGGAACCGCUACCAUUUUGUUGUAUUGGCAUGGCAAUUCUUUGCUGAAUUUCACUGGAAAUAGUGAUCUGUCUGCUGAUGAUGGGGCGGUGAUAUACGUAGGACCAGCAGAUGAUAGGCAUGGCUUUAUGACUGGGGAAGACUAUGAUCCUUGUUUCAUUAAUUUUGAUAUGGAGCCGGGUGAUUGUAGCAACUUCAAUGCUGUUGUUACACCAAUUGUUAAUUUCAAUUACCAUAGUAAUGAGGGAUUUGCCGUCUUUGGUUCAACUCUAAAAAAUUGUUUGUGGGCAGAGUGUCUACUGAAUAUAAAAGGUGGUGAGUCUGCUUAUGGUGGUUUGACUGACAAAGGAAUCUUUGACUUUGGUAAUAGUACUGCUAAAAAUUUUUCAACUUUGGUUAACAGUAUCCAAUUGUGUACAGCUGGUAAUGUAUCAGUAAUGCCAGGGCAACUAUUUCAAAUGCGAGUUAAAUUAUUGGACAGAUUCACCCAAUCAGUAACUGGUAUUGUGAAUGCAGCUGUUGUACAAGGAAACGCAAGUAUUGUGAGUAAUGCCAUUGGACCAUGGUUUGUUAGUGAUACUGGCACGGCUGUAGUGUCCCUUUCUCUACAAGGUAUACCAGAUCAGACUGUAACGCUAUCCAUAUAUGCAGUAGAUGAUCGCAGUACCAUUCCGUAUACUGAAAUUGAGGUGACGCUCUUGCCGUGCUUGAUUGGGUUUCAGUUUGACAAUGUACGUAAACAAUGUACAUGUGAUGACAGCUUAUCUAGAGCAAACAUCUUAUGUGAUGUAAAAAGUGGCUUUGUUAGUACUCCCGGUACUGUUUGGUUUGGACCAAUUAACAAUGAGAAUGAGAACUCAACGAUUGUUUUAACAAAGUGUAAUGAGAACUACUGUAAAGCCGAUAUCGUUACUAUUUCUAACAAUGAUUUCGAUUUUAAAUGUACAACUGGGCUUAAUCGGCGCGGAGUUGGCUGUGGUGCUUGUAUGACUAACCACAGCGCCAUGUUGGGUUCAAAUCAGUGCCAAGAAUGUACCAACUACAGCUUAUUUCUGGUUGUCUUGUUUUUUAUUACUGGGAUUUUGACUGUUGCUGGGAUAACUUUGCUAAGAAUCACUAUCACUGAAGGCUAUCUAAAUGCAGUGCUGUUCUACAGUAAUAUCGUACAUGUGUAUGCGGUGUUUUUCGUUCCAUCAGAACAUGGUACUGGGCCAUUUUUCCUUACAGCUUGGAUUAGUCAAAACUUUGGUAUUCCUGCUUGUUUUUACGAUGGUAUGACCAAUUUAACAGCAAUGGGCCUACACCUGCUCUAUAUUGUGUAUCUAAUCUCCUUGACAGUCUUGCUAUCCCUGAUUCUUAAAUGCAAGCAGCUGCCUUGGAGUGACCAGUUUGCACCAAGUAAAGUUGUGGCUACUCUCUUGGUUAUCUGUUACACUAGCCUUCUGGAAACCUGUGUUGAAAUAAUCUCCUUCACUAGAGUCACAACACUGGAUGGUGAAGUGUACAUAAGAUGGUAUUUUGAUGCAAAUGUAGUGUAUUUCAGUGGCCUCCAUGCAGCGCUCUCUGUUCUGGCAAUUUUGAUUAUUCUACUCUAUAUCAUCCCAUUUCCAUUUCUAAUGAUCUCACCACGUCUCAUUUACAAGGUCCGCUUCUUUAACAAGCUACAACCCCUACUCGAUACAUUUUGGGGUCCUUUCAAACCAAAGUUUAACUGGUGGCUUUCUUUUAGACUUUUUCUUCGGUGGAUACCAAUUUUUGUUGCCUCCUUUGUUCCUGCUCCUACUAAUAUUGUUGUCAUGACUCUCUUGUGUGGUUCCCUACUGUUUGUGCAAUCGCAAGUUAAACCUUUUCGUGGUCAGUGGCAGAAUUUGUUAGACGAAACACUUGUGCUUAAUCUGUUGCUUUUAUUCAGUGGCUAUUUCUUUUUCUCCGAUCAACAAAUUGACAGACGUGAGGUGUACAGUGGCGUUCUUGUCGUGUGUGCCUAUCUACAGUUUGGAGCUGUUUUUAUGCAUCAUAUACUAAGUAGAUUCCCCAAUUGUAAGCCAUUUCUAUCUGAACUGCCUACAAAGCUGAGAAACUUUUCGUUGAAUCGUCCGGCUGAAGUUUCGGACAUGGAAGAAAUAUCGACUGCUCCACCGGUUAUCACGCAUUCUGAGAUAACUAUUUCAAAGGAGCAGAAAGAAGAAGACAAAAGAAAUUUGAUACAAGAAGUGAUUGAGCUUGAGAGUCAGUCUGCAGCUGCAACUGGUUCAUCCCAUGCUAUGGUUAAUCCUAACGCCUCAACGACGAAUUCACUGGCUUCUGAAGAGCAUGGGACAAUGGGGGGUUACAGAGUGUCACUGAGUGAGUCUGAAAAUAGGAACUCAUUUCCACUGAGAUUGAGGCAUUCGUUUGCUGAAGACAGAGAACCUCUGUUAGCUGAUGUGGACAAUGUUUAGUUAGUUAAUGCAAUGUGUACACUUGUUUUUGUGCUAACUUUAUAAGCAUUGUUAUUUUUGUUGCAAUGCACAUGUGCUGUACUUAUAAUUAUGCUGAUUAGUGCG
Molecule: messenger RNA, 8208 nt
Organism: Halichondria panicea
Lineage: Eukaryota; Metazoa; Porifera; Demospongiae; Suberitida; Halichondriidae
Exons: 2
Coding region: 193-4134 (1313 amino acids)
Source: RefSeq, a predicted model, not a curated record